UUGGAUUUUAAUAAAGAGCCUUUACAAUCACUGAGAAGAGUAUUCUCAAAUAUAUUGUUCUUCGUCUAUCUCAACUUUGAACAAGAUCCGAGAGAAGCUCGAAUUCUCCUGGAGAGUUUGAUCCCUUUUCUUGUUAUAGCUUCCACUCUCUAUCACAAUCCUACAAGGGUGAUUGUGGGACAAGACUGGAGAGAAGCUGAUGUUGUAAACAGAGUUCCUCUCAUUGGCACAGGGAACGAUUUCUCGUGAAGGAAGAAUGGAGAAGUUCUACUGGCAGCCAACUCGUGAAGGCAUCGCUAACAUUGUUAGCAGAAUGUACGAGAAAGAUGGGAUAUCGCGGAAAGAUGUUGUAAGCAUUGUUGAUAAGUUUCCAAAUCGAGCACUUGACUUCUAUGGAGCUCUGAGGUCACGUACAUAUGAUAGAUCUAUCCUCAAGUGGGUAUAUGAUGCUGGAGGAAUAGAGACUCUAGGGAAAACUCUUCUCAGGUGUAAAAAGACCGAAGAAGUUCCUCAAUUCAUUCCCCCUGAGCAAACGGUGGAAGCAUUGCUGGAAUCGAAUACUCAGUCAUUAAGGAACAAAAACUCAUCAUCGAAACAAAGCUUUCCAAGGAGUACAUGA
Thlaspi arvense is the source of this 619-nucleotide messenger RNA. Lineage: Eukaryota; Viridiplantae; Streptophyta; Magnoliopsida; Brassicales; Brassicaceae. The record is from the annotation of a GenBank genome assembly.